Lepisosteus oculatus (spotted gar) is the source of this 2626-nucleotide messenger RNA. It is a transcript of the gene ppm1g, whose product is annotated as protein phosphatase, Mg2+/Mn2+ dependent, 1G. Gene Ontology annotation, biological process: protein dephosphorylation. Gene Ontology annotation, molecular function: protein serine/threonine phosphatase activity; cation binding. NCBI's taxonomy places the organism in Eukaryota, Metazoa, Chordata, Actinopteri, Semionotiformes, Lepisosteidae. The record is from RefSeq and is a predicted model, not a curated record. Gene Ontology annotation, cellular component: nucleoplasm.
GCCCUCUUCCGCUUCCUUUCUGCCUCCUCUGGUCGGCUUGUGGAGGUUGUUGAUAAUGGUUUGUGUUACACGUGCUGGCAUUUUUCAGCGUUUUCCGUGAUCUCAAAGAGCAGGGGACACAAGAUUUGUUCAUUCUCGAGUACUUUCGCGUCUAGCCUUUGCAGUUUUCCAACCGAGAGACGCCCCCAUCCACUUAUUCCGAUCACGUUAACUAGUAGGAGUUAGAAGCCAAGACGUCUUCACUGACUCUUACCUGUGUAAUUUGUCGCCGAAUAAAACUGUAAUGAAAUUGGAAGUACAUUAAAUGUUCAUUGGGGUUCAGGGCUAGGUUGGCUGGUUGUUAUUUUUUUUUUUGGCUUCGCAUUUUUUGGGGUGUUUUGUCAAGCAUUCCGCGUUUCCCGGGGAUUUCUUGUUGUUGGCUACAUUUUUUUUUUUACAUAAUGGGGGCUUACUUGUCGCAGCCCAACACUGUAAAAACCACAGCCGAUGGAGGGAAUACAAGUCUGAGCUACGGAUUUGCAGCCAUGCAAGGCUGGCGGGUUUCAAUGGAGGAUGCUCAUAAUUGUAUUCCAGACCUGGAUGAGGAGACAGCCAUGUUCGCGGUGUACGAUGGGCACGGAGGUGAAGAAGUUGCUUUAUACUGUUCCAAAUACCUCCCUGAAAUUAUAAUGGAACAGAAGACGUACAAGGAUGGCAAGCUACAGAAGGCUCUAGAAGACGCCUUUCUGGCCAUUGAUAGCCGGAUGACCAUGGAUGAAGUGGUCAAAGAGCUGGCGCAGAUUGCUGGCCGACCUCAGGAGGAUGAAGUGAAAGAGAGAGUGGCUGAUGAAGACGACGUCGACAACGAAGAGGCGGCCCUGCUGCACGAAGAGGCCACGAUGACGAUCGAGGAGCUGCUGAUCCGCUACGGGCAGAACCUCAACUCGAUCAAAAACGCGAAGAAACCCUGCCACCCCACGAAGAAAGCAGCCGGGCCGGAGGACGGAGAGGACGCCUGUCCGGACAAGGACAUUAACGGGGAGGCCGGGGGCACGAACUCGGAGCCGGGCGGAAAGAACGGCAAGCCCAAACCCGCGGCAGGGAAGAGCUCCGGCUCAGACGCGAGGGGCAGCCGGAGUUCUGGCGACGGGGGGUCGGGCCCCUGCCCCGCCGAUAAACCCCAGGCCGAGGGGGAGGCCGCGUCGCCCACGGGGGACGCCGGACCCUCCUGUUCCUCCUCUGCGGCGCAGCCACAGUGGAGCUCCAAGUCCAAGUUCUUUGAGGACAGUGACGAGUCAGAAGAAGCAGAGGACGAAGAGGAGGAAGACAGCGAGGAAGAGGAUGGAAGCGAGGAAGAUGAAGGAGAAUACAGCAGUACAGAGGAAGAUGAAGAGGAGGAGGACAGUGACGCAGAGGAUGAAGAAAUGUGCCUUCCUGGAAUGGAUGGAAAAGAGGAGCCCGGCUCAGACAGUGGGACCACAGCAGUUGUAGCUCUGAUCCGAGGAAAACAGCUGAUUGUGGCCAACGCCGGCGACUCGCGCUGCGUGGUGUCCGAGAAGGGGAAAGCAGUGGACAUGUCCUAUGACCACAAGCCAGAGGACGAGGUGGAGCUGGCGAGGAUCAAGAACGCAGGCGGCAAAGUUACUAUGGAUGGGAGAGUCAACGGGGGGCUCAAUCUCUCCAGAGCCAUUGGCGAUCACUUUUACAAACGGAAUAAAGCCCUGCCUCCCGAAGAGCAGAUGAUUUCAGCUUUACCCGAUGUCAAAGUGUUGACUCUGAACAAAGACCAUGACUUCAUGGUCAUUGCCUGCGAUGGAAUCUGGAACGUCAUGAGCAGCCAGGAAGUAAUAGACUUUGUCAGUGAGAGAAUAAAGCCAAAUGAAAAUGGUGAAGUUCGACUACUGUCCUCCAUUGUUGAAGAGCUGCUGGAUCACUGCUUGGCUCCCGACACCUCAGGGGACGGAACCGGAUGUGACAACAUGACCUGCGUCAUCGUCACCUUCACGCCACAGCCCUCCUCCAGCCCGGCCGAGGGGAGCAAGAAGCGCAAACCAGAGGAGAGCGCAGCCGAGAAAAAUGGGAACGACAGCAAGAAGUCUAAAACAGAAUAGCCGUCCCGUUAAAUGGGUUGAUCCUUUUUAGAAACAAAUCAGACUUCAGACUUUUUUUCCUUAUUUUUUUUUAAAGGAUUUUUGCCGAAGUAUUCAGCUUUGAAGAAUGUCCUUGUUCAUCGGGGGGAUUUCUAUUAGAUUAUCUUAAAUAUGGAGAAAUUGUACAUGUAAAUCAGGAACUGUUCGUUAAUUUUUAUUUUCCAUCAGUCUGUUUAGUAUGUCAUAUGUUGUCGUUCCCCCCCCCCCUCCUUGCCACAUGAUCAUAAACAUGCCUCUCCCAUGAUAUUCCAGUGCUCAAAUAUGUACUACAAAGAAGGAUUAUGUUUUAAGAAAGAUGAAAGACGUCUGUGGAUUUCAAUGUACAAUGUAACAUGUAUAUAUGUUCUUUUCCAUAUUUGUCAACUUUUAGUCUAAAGAUUGCAUUAACUUUUUUUGGGUAAUUGUGGAGCAAUGUGACAUAUGGUGCCUAUUCCUUCAACACCAAUAUGUAAGUACAUUCAAAUACAUUUUUUUAAAAAAUUAACAUGCAGAAAAGA